GUCUAAUCCCGCGCCGCGCCGAAGUGUUUUCAAUGUGUUAUUUCCCAGUCUGCAUUGAUUGGGGCUAAGAACUGUUUUCCUAAUAGAGUCAUAACUGCUUCCGUCGUCCUAGACCGCACCCCGGGACUGCCUGAAACGCUGAGCGCCACGUGCCGCUGUGGCCCCAAAUACCUCCCUGCACCAGGAUAUUUCUGUCCUUCAGAUACUUCUCGGUUCUUUCAAAUUAUUCACCCUCAUACAUGGUUUUGCCCCCCCACCACCACGUGCCUACCUGUUCCAAAUGCCACUCUGCUCCCAAAAAGAUAGUUUUGUGCCCCCAAAGUCCAUUCUGUAGCCCCAUCUACUCUCUGCCUCCUAAAUAUGUAACCGCACCCACAUAACUUGUCGCAUUCCCCCUCCCUCGUUCUGAUGUCCUCUCCCACAUACCUCGGUGCCCCUUCCACAUACCUCAGGACCCUACACAUUACGUACCAAUUCCUCCAGACACCGUCCCCACGCGCCCCGGAGUCCCCCUCCUAAAGCUCCCAGUCCCCUCAUUAUACUGUGCAUUCCUCCCUCUGUCCAAGACACUGACUCCUCUCUCAGGCCCAGCCUCCCUAGGCUCUGCCCCCAUUAGGCAGCGCCGUCCAACCUGCUCUCCACCGGGUCGGGGCAGCCCCUCGGCCAGCGCGCGCCAGCCUCACAAGGCUCCCGGUAACCACUAGAUGGCAGGAGCUCCUGGCCAGCAGUGCGGGCUGGCCGCCGCUACAAAGUGGAGGGUGAAAAGGAAGGACCCUAGGGUUCCUUGGAGCCCAGGUUUCGUCCUUUAAAUGGAAAAAUUUCCUCCCACUCUCUUCUCAGGAGAAAGCCAAGGAAGGAACCCAGGCUGCUGGAAAGUGCAGCCCGGCGGGGCGGGGGACUGUGGGUUUCAGGGUAGAACUGCGUGUGGAACGGGACAGGGAGCGGUUAGAAGGGUGGGGCUAUUCCGGGAAGUGGUGGGGGGAGGGAGUCCAAAACUAGCACCUAGUCCACUCAUUACCAAGCCCUCGUUUUUUUCUCAGCCCCACAGACUGAGGCUUCAGUGGACACAGAAUGGUGGGGAAGUGGAGUAGGGGACCUAAGGGUGGGCUUCCUGCUCUUGCUGUCCAGGACCUAUACCUAGCCAGCUUUGUCUGUUCCCUUUUCUCACCUUAGCUGUGGCCUUAGAGCUAAAACUAGAGCCAGGAGGCCUCACUUCCCAGACUCCGACCCCCCUCUUCUCCCCCCACCUUCUGGAGCCAGGGAAUGGUUGGUGAGAGGGGAGGCCAGUUGGAGAACAAACAGGUUGUCAAGAGGGUUGAGUGAUUAGUGCCCAUGUACCCUACCCAGGAAUGGUUGGGAGGAGGAGGAAGAGGUAGGGAAGGGGGGACGGGGCGGGGUUUUGUCACCUGUCACCUGCUCCGGCUGUGCCUAGAGCGGGCGGGGGACCGGUAUAAAGCAGCAGGCGCCUGUACCCGCUCCACCUCACACGCAGCGCCUGCCUGAGUCUGCUCUGUCCCCUCCUCACCGAGUUCACCACCACCAUGACACCAGGCAUCCAGUCCUUUUUCUUCCUGCUGCUGCUGCUCCCAGUGUUUACAGUUUCUGCAGAUUUUGGCAACACAGCCUCCAGCCCAAGCAGAGAAACAGAGACUUUGUCUACCCAAAGCCAUCCACCAUCCAGCGUUACUGAGAGAACUGCUGUGAGCACAACCAGCAGUUUACACUCCAACCACAGUUCUGAUUCAGGUUCAACCAUUCCAGUCUCCGAUGUGACCACGGCCCUAACUACCACACCAGCCUCAGGCUCCACCACCACUCCAGUCUCCGGUGUCACCAUGGUCCUAGCAACCACACCAGGCUCCACCACCACUCCAGUCUCCGAUGUCACCACAGUCCCAGCGACCACACCAGCCUCAGGCUCCACCACCACUCCAGUCUCCGAUGUCACCACAGUCCCAGCGACCACACCAGCCUCAGGCUCCACCACCACUCCAGUCUCCGGUGUCACCACGGCCCCAGCCUCAGGCUCCACCACCACUCCAGUCUCCGAUGUCACCACGGCCCCAGCCUCAGGCUCCACCACCACUCCAGUCUCUGAUGUUACCACGGCCCCAGCAACCACACCAGCCUCAGGCUCCACCACCACACCAGCCUCAGGCUCCACCACCACUCUAGUCUCCGAUGUCACCUCGGCCCCAGCCACCACUCCAGCCUCAGGCUCCACCACCACUCCAGUCUCUGAUGUUACCACGGCCCCAGCCACCACUCCAGCCUCAGGCUCCACCACCACUCCAGUCUCUGAUGUCACCAUGGCCCCAGCAACCACACCAACCUCAGGCUCCACCACCACUCCAGUCUCAGGCUCCACCACCACUCCAGCUCCUGGUGUCAUCUCUGCUCUAGCCACCACACCGGCCUCAGGCUCCACCACCACUCCAGUCUCCGGUGUCACCACGGCCCCAGCCACCACACCGGCCUCAGGCUCCACCACCACUCCAGUCUCCGGUGUCACCACGGCCCCAGCCACACCAGCCUCAGGCUCCACCACCACUCCAGUCUCCGAUGUCACCACAGUCCCAGCACAGUCCAAAGUCACCACGGCCUCAGCCUCAGGCUCCACCACCACUCCAGUCUCCAAUGUCACCAUGGCCCCAGCAACCACACCAGCCUCAGGCUCCACCACCACUCCAGUCUCCAAAGUCACCACAACCCCAGCCACCACUCCAGCCUCAGGCUCCACCACCACUGCAGCCAACGAUGUCACCUUGGCCUCAACCAAGAGCUCUACAUCAGGCUCAGCUUCCACUCUGGUGCACAAUGGCACCUCUGCCAAGGCUACCACAACCCCAGUCAGCAAGAGUACUCCAUCUUUAAUUCCCAGCCACCACUCUCAUACUCCCACCACCCUUGCCAGCCACAGCACCAGAACUAUUGCCAUUAGCACUCACCAUAGCACAAUACCUUCUCCCACCUCCUCCAAUCAUACCACUUCCUCCCAGUUGUCUACUAGGGUCUCUUUCUUCUUCUUGUCUUUUCACAUUUUGAACCUUGAGUUUAAUUCUUCCCUGGAAGAUCGCAAUAACAACUACUUCCGAGAGCUUCAGAGAAACAUUACAGAAUUGUUCUUGCAGAUUUACAAACAACAGGAUUUUCUGGGCAUCUCUUAUAUCACGUUCAGGCCGGGAUCUGUGGUGGUAGAAUCAACUCUGGCCUUCCGAGGGGAUUCCAUCAGUGCCCAAGAUGUGAAAAUGCAGCUUGUUCAGCAUGAAAAGGAAGCAGCUGAAUAUAACCUGACUAUCUCAAGAGUCAGUGUGCAAAGUGUGCCGAAUCCUUCCUCUGCCCAGUCUGGGUCUGGGGUACCAGGCUGGGGCAUCGCCCUGCUGGUGCUGGUCUGUGUCCUGGUCGCAUUGGCCAUCAUCUAUCUCAUUGCCCUGGCUGUGUGUCAGUGCCGUCGAAAGAACUAUGGGCAGCUGGACAUCUUUCCAUCCCGGGAUGCCUACCAUCCUAUGAGCGAGUACCCCACCUACCAUACUCAUGGGCGCUAUGUGCCCCCUGGCAGUACCAGCCGUAGCCCCUAUGAGGAGGUUUCUUCGGGCAACGGUGGCAGCAGCCUCUCUUACACGAACCCAGCAGUGGCAGCCACUUCUGCCAACUUGUAGGGGCAUGUCACCAGCUGAGCUGAGCAGCCAGCUAGUGCCAGUCCACCCCCCUCCGGUUCUCCACCUCCAGAGCCCUGCCACUCUGUUCCGAGCUGGUGAGCUGGGUGGGCUGCUCACAGCCACCCUCAGAGGCCCCACCAAGUCCCCUAACCCCUCUGGGCCCGGGGAAGCCCAUCCUUGCCCCUGGGGGAUAUGCCUGGGGAGUGGCGCCGUGGUGGCUCCUGGACGAUGGGCCCACAAAGCCCAGAGAUGGGGGUGGGAACCUUGACACGUCUGAAUAAAACGUGGCCUCCCGCUGGGCCAACUUCUGAUCCUUGA
Messenger RNA from Microcebus murinus (gray mouse lemur), 3977 nucleotides. The record is from RefSeq and is a predicted model, not a curated record. Lineage: Eukaryota; Metazoa; Chordata; Mammalia; Primates; Cheirogaleidae.